AUGUUACGCAAUCCGAACCAGGGCAUCCGUGAAUUUAUCUUCGAUUUGCUCACUGAAGUUGCAAAGUGUGAUUUUGGAGACUUACUGGAUAUGCAGUUGGGAGACCGGUUGAUCGCUGGCAUUAACAAUACUGUUUUGAAAACUGAACUUCUAAAGCUAUCCAAUCCGACGUUCAAAGAUGUGCGGACACAUUGUGAACAAUAUCAGAACAUUCGCGCCGCUACAUCAUCCAUGCCGUCAACCAUCGAAUCUACAGCCAUGUUCAAUUCACUCAAAAAAUGA
Messenger RNA from Echinostoma caproni, 282 nucleotides. Lineage: Eukaryota; Metazoa; Platyhelminthes; Trematoda; Plagiorchiida; Echinostomatidae. The record is from the annotation of a GenBank genome assembly.